Messenger RNA from Cinara cedri, 2887 nucleotides. Lineage: Eukaryota; Metazoa; Arthropoda; Insecta; Hemiptera; Aphididae. The record is from the annotation of a GenBank genome assembly.
AUGUCUCCCGACAAUACGAUCAACGCGACGCGUACCAGCGCGGUUAACGUGACGUUUACCGCGAUUUCCCUGACGGGGAACGUGUUUAUCGCGGUGUUCCUGGUAUUGACGGCACUGUGUUGGCUGUGCGAGAAAAAACCCAACGCCGCCGCCGUAGCGUGGAACGCAAUCGUCGUGCUGUGGUACGUGCGCGCGUCUAUCCGUAAAACCGUUUUGUGUUUUCUCUCGUCCGUUUUUUCCCGUCGUUUUUAAAAUCGGCAACGCGUGUCCGGGCAUCGGGCGAAUCUCUGCCUAAAGAGAAUCGCGCCUCGUCCCCGCCUUGCCGUCACCCGCCGGCCGGCCGGCUGUUUUCCUGUGAAAAACCACGUCCGUUUCCCGCGUCCGCGACCGAACCGGAUUUCCACAGCGGGUUUUAACAGCGCGGCUCUAGGUACCCGCGGAUGUUUUUUUUUUCCGCCGACGCGAACAACGGUGACUAUAAAUCCGCCCCGCGUUACUGCUAAACGCUGACGGGAUUGUUGAUAUUGUGCGGAUAUCAUUUUCACGCGUUAACUAUCCGGGUGCAUAAAGUAUUAUUUCAAAUUGAUUACUGGUGUCUACUGUGACCGGACUCGUCGUCGGUCGACCCGAACCGCCGCGGUGUCCGGAUACUUGUCGAAAUUCAUCGCGGAAGUCCCGUUAUAUUUCGUACAACGACAAUGUAUCGGCCACCGUUUACAGUAUGGAAAUCGCAAACGAUUUUCAGAAAUUCGACCACCGGUGACCGGCGCACGCCACCACGUGCGUUUUAUUCCUCAAUCCGCGGAAAUUGCGAUUUGAUUUUUUUUUUUUUUUACUUUUUCUACUUCUGGAUUCCGUUGUUUAUGCAUACGGAAAUAAAAACUGUGCUGCUCUCAUUUUGUUUCGUUUUUUUUUUUUGAUUUAAGCAAAUUCCUAUGCAAAAGUUCGAUGGUAUUGUCCCCCGCAAGAUACCGAACGGUUAGCAGUGUUAUUACGCCGAAAAAAUAUAGCGUCAUUAACGUUUUAUUCCUCAAUCCGCGGAAAUUGCGAUUUGAUUUUUUUUUUUUUUUUUUUUUUAUCUAUGAUUUCCCUCGGUGUUCCACGAUCACGAUGGAAAAAACCGUAUUUAAUUUAUAAUAUAAUAAUGAACAUUUUCUUUAAACGGAAAGUUCGAUCUCUAUUGGUCCGGGGAUAUACCUCGAAAAUACUUGUUCGAUUUGCGUCCUUACUAAUUAUACUUAUGAUAAUAUUUUAAGUGUGUUAAAAUUAAUAUUAAUAUUAAUUAAUGCCUAUUAGAUUCGUGAGUUUUAAAUUUAAUUACAGGAACGUUUGUCAAGCGAUGAUAAAGGGCGUGUACACCACGGGCAAAAAUGAGGAUCCGGACGUCGAAGAACCCGAGUCAGCGGAUUCUUCCGGUGACCAAGCUUAUGAUCAAACUCCGGGUUCUUUGACGGCCGACCUCGUUCCACCGUCGUUAACCCCUUACGUUUCGUUUUCACAGCUAGGAGUUAAUACCUCCCAAGAAAUCGGUAAAUAUACAUUCUAAAAUAGACUUCUGUAUAAAAACUAUGACAAAAACCCACCUAGCUCCUAAUAAAUUAUUGUUGAUUUGAUAUAGAAGAAGCCUGCAUGAGUAGCAUAAUUCUAGUAGUUCUAUAACCAGAAGGGCGCAACCAGUCAAAAAAGCUCUGAACUAUUUUAAAUUUAGUUUAUUUGAUUUGCAUUUGGGAGAGGUAAUAAUACUUUUGAUAUUUGUUGUAUGUAUUUUUUUUUUUCAUCUUGUAACAAUUAUUUUUAUUUUCACUAAUUUUGAUCAAUAUUUAAUAAUUUAUCAUAAAAAAAAAAAAAAAAUUAAAAAAAAUUUGUUUAUGUUACAAUGGGACCACAGUUAUGUAAUUUUAAAUUGUUUUAAAAUUUUGCAGCAAAUAUAUAAGCAUAUUUAUUGUCAUUUGUAUGAUCAGUUAAAUUGGUGGCAUAGUAAUGGCGAUCCAAAAUUGGCGAUUGUCGGAGAACUUUUUGGGGGGCUUAUAGCCCAAGGAAUAAUACUGUAAUUAGAUUUCUUUGGUUUUAGUAUAAAUAAUUAUACUUAUAAGUUAGAUUAUAUAAUAUAUGUUUUUUUUUUUUUAGCAAUUUAUCGGACGAUUGGAAGCCAGAGGCUAGAACUAUUUUAAACUAUUUAGAAAAUGAUGAUAUUAAAUAUGUGAACUUCGCCCAAUCAGCAUUCAAAACAUUAAAAAAAGAUUUACCGCCAAGGUAUUCAUAUCUAAUCCAGGUGUUUCAAAAAAGAAAAAAUUACUGUCAAUGUAUUAUUUUAAACUUAUAAAAUUUCUUAGAAUAAUUAAUUGAGUUAAUAUCCGAUUCACAGAUUUAACAAUAUAGCAAAUAAUAAUAUAGGUAAUGGAAUAGCCAAUAGGUAUCGCUAAGUAUCAUUUUUGUAUCAGAAACUCGUGGUGUUUACAAAACUUGGAUAAGUAUUACUUAUCGAUCAUUACUAUCAUAUUAUGUUCUUAAAAUACGGUUGUAGGUUUUAUGCGAAUAGUAGAAGAAAACUGUAAGAUUUUGGAAUGGCGAAAUGAUUCUCGUGAUAAUCUCUUACUUAAUUAUUAUACUUUGCUACUGCAAAAUAUGCAUCGCAAGAGACUGGGCAUUGGUUCUUGUGAAUUUAUACGAUAUUGUAUAGGUACUAAAAAUACCAUAUACUUAUUUAAUAACUUAAUUAUAGGUAGGUAGUUAACAAUAGGUAAUAAAAUGUAAAAAAUCAAAAAUUUAUUAAUAAAUAAAUAACCAUUUUGUGUUAGUGAAACUAUACUUAUUGUCUCACAAAAGACAUUAUUAUAACCAAACGUACCUAAUAUUUAAUGUACCUACUUAUAUUUUUAGGAAAUGA